AUGUCACCUGGAGCGAGUGGCGCGCGGCGUGGAACGCGAGUCGCGACCCCAGAUUCCGGCGGUAGCGCGCGCCGGCCCUCGCGCCGCACGGGACGGGAGGGUUGGGCUGGCGGCGAGGUGAGAGUAAAGGAUGGAUUUUAAGGCGGGGGCCUCCUGGGACACGCGCUCAGGUUGGAAGGUGGAGUGAAUACUAGGUUGACGAGUACACCUUAUUCUGCACCCUUGCGCCCGCCUCGGGAACUGCACGUGGCACCCCCACCCCUGCCUCCCACGCGGACGAUUGUAUGGCCGGCAGGGCUCCCCCGGCGGACCAGGCUAAUGGUUCGCUCCGCCCCGCCCACACAGAGGCCGCCCACUGACUCGCGGCGAUUCAGAACUCCUCCGUCCGAUCAUCUGCGGAGGAAGGGGGCUCGACCUCCGCCCUCAGAAUCUCUGAAGGGUAGGGGGCGUUGGUUUCAGCUCUGACUCUGCACUUGGACCCAGGCUGGGUCCCAACCUCCACCCUUGGACUUGUCACUAGGAAGCUCGACAGCCUCUGCCUUUGGACCUGGGGGAAAGUCUCUACCUCUGCUGUCAGACUCUAAAAGGGCUUCUUCAGGGUCUGGUCUCGACCUCAGCUUCUCUCCUUCCCCCACAUCUCCAGA
Molecule: messenger RNA, 644 nt
Organism: Camelus dromedarius (Arabian camel)
Lineage: Eukaryota; Metazoa; Chordata; Mammalia; Artiodactyla; Camelidae
Gene: C9H19orf73
Product: chromosome 9 C19orf73 homolog
Source: RefSeq, a predicted model, not a curated record